AUGCCCCGCAACCAAGGCAACGAAACCGGCUCCGCCGACCCCAGCGCCAUCCCCUACGGCGCCUGGGACUCCUUCCCCUCGCAACCCUUCCCCAUGUACUCCGGCACAAAGUCCAUCAUCUACCGCUCCGCAGACGGCAAGGUGGCCGUGGGAAUGCUGCGCGAGAAGGGGAAGGACACGCUCGUUUGGCCGGUCGACGAGUUCCUGUUCGUCACGCAGGGAACGAUCCAUAUCCAAGUGCAUGGGGGUGAUACUUUCACGCUGGCGAAGGGUGAUCUGAUGGUUAUGAGGAAGGGGCAGACGAUUACGUUUGAGUGUAGUGAGGAUUUUGCGAAUGUGGCUGUGUUUAUGGAUUUGGAGGAUAGGGUCACGCUUGUUUGA
Molecule: messenger RNA, 381 nt
Organism: Aspergillus campestris IBT 28561
Lineage: Eukaryota; Fungi; Ascomycota; Eurotiomycetes; Eurotiales; Aspergillaceae
Exons: 1
Coding region: 1-381 (126 amino acids)
Source: RefSeq, a predicted model, not a curated record